GAGCUGCAUGGAACUGCUUGUGUGCACCUUCACCUAGGCGUCAAACCUUCUGCUGGCCACUUCUGGGGUGAAGUGUAGCCUGCGAUGCCAGGAGAGGCAGGAAGCCUGCAUUAGCCCCUCCUGCUGUGCCACUGACCAGUAACCACUGGAGGGAACCUAGAAACAAGAGCAAAGCUGAGGUCUUAACUACGAUAAAGGAUGGACACCAAAGAAGCUGUGUUGGGGACAAAAACAAAGCAAAAUAAGCAACAUGAACCGUGAAGACCGGAAUGUGCUGCGUAUGAAAGAAAGGGAAAGGCGAAAUCAAGAAAUUCAACAGGGCGAAGAAGUCUUUCCACCUAACUCUCCUCUCUUUGCUGAACCAUAUAAAGUUACCAGCAAAGAAGAUAAACUCUCUAACCGUAUUCAGAGCAUGCUUGGAAAUUAUGAUGAAAUGAAGGAUCUUAUAGGCGACAGAUCUCUACAAAAGCUUGUUGGUAUUCCCAAACCAACAGUACCAUCAACGCCAGAUGAAAAAUCAAACCAAAGUUUCUUUGGUGAACAGAGACACAGUACCAGCUCUCAUCAGAGCAGCAAAUGGACUCCUGUAGGGCCAGCACCUAGCACUUCCUCCCAAUCACAGAAACGGUCCUCAGGUUUACAAACGGGACACAGUAGUCAGCGGAGCAGUGGCAAUAACACUAGCAACAGUGGCCAGAGGCAUGACCGUGACUCAUAUGGUGGUAGCAGCAGCAGCCGCAAAAAAAGCCAGCACGGAUCAGAACACUCCAAAUCUCGUUCUUCCAGCCCUGGAAAACCAUCUGCUGUUUCUUCGUUGAGCUCCAGCCAUUCUCGGUCUCAUGGAAGUGAUCAUCAUAGCAAAGAACAUCAGCGUUCAAAGUCUCCACGGGAUCCUGAUGCAAACUGGGACUCACCUUCCCGUGUACCUUCAUUUUCAAGUGGACAACACUCUAACCAGUCUUUUCCUCCUUCAUUAAUGUCCAAGUCCAAUUCAAUGUUGCAGAAGCCCACUGCCUAUGUAAGGCCCAUGGAUGGACAGGAGUCCAUGGAACCAAAGUUGUCCUCUGAACACUACAGUAGUCAAACGCAUAGCAACAGCAUGAGUGAGCUGAAGCCUAGCAGCAAAGCACAUCUAACCAAGCUCAAAAUACCUUCUCAGCCAUUAGACGCAUCAGCAUCUGGUGAUGUGACCUGUGUGGAUGAAAUUCUAAAAGAGAUGACCCACUCUUGGCCUCCCCCUCUGACUGCUAUUCAUACACCAUGCAAAACAGAACCUUCAAAAUUUCCUUUUCCAACUAAGGAGUCUCAACAGUCCACUUUUGGCACUGGAGAGCAGAAAAGAUACAAUCCUCAAUCAAAAACGUCCAAUGGUCAUCAAUCCAAAUCAUGUGAAUCAAACCAAACAGAUAUGUUAAAAGAUGACCUAAAACUCAGCAGCAGUGAAGACAGUGAAGGUGAACAGGAUUCUGAUAAGAUCGUGCCAAGGAGCACACCUGGAAGUAAUUCUGAACCAUCCCAGCAUAAUAGUGAAGGAGCAGAUAAUUCCAGGGAUGACUCAAGCAGCCAUAGUGGAUCUGAAAGUAGUUCUGGAUCUGAUUCUGAAAGUGAAAGUAGUUCCAGUGACAGUGAGGCUAAUGAGCCAUCCCAGUGUGCCUCUCCAGAGCCUGAGCCACCAUCAACGAACAAAUGGCAGCUUGACAACUGGUUGAACAAAGUGAAUCCACAUAAAGUGUCACCAGCUUCUUCUGUGGACAGUAAUAUCCCAUCUUCACAAGGUUACAAAAAAGAUGGCCGAGAUCAGAGCACUGGGAAUGGGUAUACAGAUCAAAGUGGAUCUAAGGAAUCUAUUUCCUCCAUUCCAGGGCGAGAUUCCAAAACUACCCAAAAAGGAUCGGAGAGCAGUCGUGGCAGGCAGAAGUCACCUGCACAGGGUGAUAGCACAGUACAGAGGAGGACAGUUGGUAAAAAGCAGCCCAAAAAGGCAGACAAGGCAGCUGUUGAAGAGCCAAGAGGAGGGCUGAAAAUAGAAAGCGAAACACCAGUGGACAUGCCAACAAAUAUGCCCUCAAAUAGGCAUAAAGCAGCCACAAAGGGCUCUAGAAAACCCAACAUAAAGAAGGAGCCCAAAUCAUCCCCUCGUCCUUCAGCAGAAAAAAAGAAAUAUAAGGCUUCAAGCAAACCUUCCCAGAAAUCCAGGGAAUUCAUAGAAACUGAUACCUCAUCCUCUGAUUCUGAUGAAAAUGAGAGCCUGCCUCCUUCAUCACAAACCCCCAAAUACUCUGAGAGCAAUAGGACUCCUGUUAAAUCUUCCAUGGAGGAGGAUGACAGCUUUUUUCGGCAAAGAAUGUUCUCUCCUAUGGAAGAGAAGGAACUUCUUUCACCACUAAGUGAUCCAGAUGAACGGUACCCACUUAUUGUGAAGAUUGACCUGAGCCUCUUAUCAAGAAUACCAGGGAAGCCUUACAAGGACAUAGACCCACCCAAAGCAGAGAAGAAAAGUGCACCAGAGAAGCAUACAAGAGAGUCCCAAAAACCAGCGUCAGACAAAAAUUCCACCAAGGGCAAAAGGAAGCAUAAGAAUGAUGAUGAAAACAGAGCUGGUGAAACCAAGAAAACUAAACUGGAAGACAAGUCUUCAUCAGGCCACAAGACUUCCAGCAACAGAGAGUCUUCAAAACUAAGUGCAGGUAAAGAGAAGGAUCUGCUCCCUUCUCCUGUAGCCCCAGUCCUUCAGAAAGAUCCCAAGCAAGAACAUGGGUCCCGGAAGAGAACAGUCAGUCAAUCUUCUUCCUUAAAAUCAAGCAGCAACAGUAAUAAGGAGAGUAGCAGCAGCAGUAAAAGUAACUCCUCUUCCAAACAAAAAAAGACAGAAGGGAAGUCUUCUAGCAGUGCCAAGGAAAUCAAGGAAAAAGUUCUAAACAGUUCAUCAAACUGUCCUCCUGCAUCCACCCCAGCUACUGAAAGCUCGAAGUCCAGAAGAGCAAAACUUGUUUUUGAUGACAGGACACAUUCAGCUGAUCAUUAUUUACAAGAAGCGAAGAAGUUAAAGCACAAUGCAGAUGCAUUAUCUGACAGAUUUGAGAAAGCUGUUUACUACCUUGAUGCUGUAGUGUCUUUCAUCGAAUGUGGGAAUGCAUUGGAGAAAAAUGCUCAGGAAUCCAAGUCCCCGUUCCCUAUGUAUUCAGAAACUGUGGAAUUAAUCAAAUACACUAUGAAACUGAAAAAUUACUUGGCACCAGAUGCUACAGCUGCAGAUAAAAGGCUAGCGGUGCUUUGUCUUCGAUGCCAGUCCCUGUUAUAUCUAAGGCUUUUCAAGCUGAAGAAGGAGAGUGCAUUGAAAUAUUCUAAAACACUGACAGAACAUCUAAAGAAUUCCUAUAAUAACUCUCAAGCACCAUCACCUGGCAUGGGAAGCAAGCCUGUUGGUAUGCCAUCUCCAGUCUCUCCGAAGCUGUCUCCAGGAAAUUCAGGGAAUUACUCUUCGGGGGCAUCGAACUCUUCAGGGAGCAGUUCUUCUGUAACUAUCCCACAGAGAAUCCACCAGAUGGCAGCCAGCUAUGUCCAGGUUACAUCCAAUUUCCUCUAUGCCACUGAAAUUUGGGACCAAGCUGAACAGCUUUCUAAAGAGCAAAGAGAGUUCUUUGCUGAACUGGAUAAAGUUAUGGGCCCUCUGAUUUUUAAUUCAAGCAUCAUGACAGACCUAGUACGUUACACCCGACAGGGAUUACACUGGUUGCGUCUGGAUGCUAAGUGAUAUCUUGAACUGAAGGAAUCAAAAGUAGAACACACUUUUCUUGCUGCCUCUGAUUUUUCUCCACAACACUGUGUCAUGUCAAUAAGGAAGACUGCCAUAACACAUUGCAUAGUUGACACUAAAAGCAAGGAAUGCUUUCACUUCUCCCAUCCUUCUUUGUAUGUUUAACCCCAAACCAUAUCAUGUUAACAGACUUCUUCAGUAUUCUCCUUUUUAAGUUAUUUAAAUAUUUUAAAAGAUUUUGCUUCAUUGCUCUGUAGUGAGAUUGGAAUUCCAGUCAAUAAUACAUACCUAAUCAGUUUUAAAGCUUAUUUAUUUUCAUUUGUUUUUAAAAAUUUUUACGAAACCCAGCUAUGGGUCCUUUUAAGACUUAGCUAUUUCUUCCUAUAAACUUACCCUAUCAAGUACUUAGCAGAGAUUAAAUGUAGACACUUUAUUUAAGUACUGCGUGAGCUUGUUACUCUGUAAUGUCUUGUGGUGGUAGAGCUUGUUAAAGAAAAUAAGGGUUGAUAGGUUCUAAAAUCUAGGAACACCAUGCUUUUCAUGUCUAAUGCCUACGACUCAAAUCUUAAAUAACUACAGUUUUAUUAUUGCAGAAUUUGUACUAAAUUAAGAAAAGUUCCAGAGAUAUUCUUCUACACAUUAAGAUAUUUCAUUUAAAUGAAAAUAUAAGAGAUGUAUAUGGAAAGAUAUUUAGUUAUGUCUAACUUGGGUUGUUUUUUCAAGAUUAUUUCAGAACACUUGGUUAACACUAUAGCAAUCACAAAACAUUACAGUAAACUUGCAUUUAAUGCAAUAUUGAAGUAAUGGAGUGAGAAUGAGCUUCAGCCUCUGAUAGGUGCAUACUGGAAAUGUUUCAUAAUUGGACAAUCUUGUGCUUUUUUAAUAUCUCCAUUUAAAACCGGUCUCCUUGCUUGUAAUUAUUUGACAAUGAAGCAGCCAAGUUAACAAUUGAAAGAACCAGUAAAUAAUUACUACUAGAACUGUCUGUAUUAUUUCCAUUGACUGACUGGGAAACCAAAAAUCAUAAUAAGUGUUAAGAUCCAUUUUUCCUUUUUGGGUCUGCUAAUAGAUGGACAUAAUCAUGCCAUAAUGGCUAUUGUGGGGUGCAGAGCUCAUCUUUCACAGGGACAUUGUGAAACUGUUCUGAUGUAGAAUUUAUUUAAAAUUUCUGUUUGCCUCCAAGUUAAUAGAGGCUCUUGUUAAUGUCAGCUGUUUCUGAGGGGAGCAGAAUAUUCACUUUAGAAGUAUGAUGGUGCAACAAGAAUCCUGCAUGGAGUUCCAAGUGGCUGCUUUUAAAAGUUGUAAUCCAAAGUACCUUUCCACAAAAGGUUAUUGUCUAGGUAAAAGAUUAAAAAUUAUACUCCUUUCAAUAUUGCUUAGUGUCCCUAUCAUGUCUGGUGUGCCUUAUGCCUUACUUUUAGAUGAAGAUUUUAUGAAUUGUUUACAAGGUGAAGUUUUACAGCAGGACCAUAUAUACUGUAUGGAGUUGGUCUUCUGCAGUACUUUUGGUAAAAUUCCAUUUCUUUUCAACAGUCCUAGUGUAUGUCAUAGAAACUUUACUUCCUGUUACAGUGGUCUCCUUUUACAGAGUCAAACUCUGAACCCAUUAGAGUGGUAUUGUGAAGUGCUGCUUUGUUUUUAUUUCCCAUUGUCCCUUUAUCUUCUACCAGAUGUGAACAUGCAUGUUCAGGAAAAUUAUUGCACUAAAUUUGUGUGUAGUUGUAGUCAAGUGCCAAAAUGAUGGCAAUCUGAAAAGAAGGAAUAGAAUUCUAUGCUACUUAGUACUGCAGUAUGUCCUAUGGGCUUUAAAAGUUAAGAAGUUUUGCAAAUUAGUAACUUCACUGAACUGUAGCUGCAUAUUCAUAGAGCUUCCUUUUUGUGUUCCAACAUUAUUUGUACUUCCAGAAAAGCUUUGCUGCAGACAUAUGGAGACAGUUAACCAACUUAUGACUUUUCCCAUUAUACUUCAGCUUACAUUCACUGUUAGAGAUGGAACUUUCUCUACUCUCAAACUCUGCAUCUUGGUUAAUGGGACACUGUCAACUAUUUUUCCUUUGUAAUACUCUAAAGUGCCUAGCACACUUUUGACGCUAUAUAAAAAUACUUUCUUAGAAGCUGCAUUGUGAUUUUGUUUUUUGUAUAGUGCUGCAGUAGCCAGCAUGGCUGUUUCUAGCUUGCUCCAUUAUGAACCAUUACCAUUGCUGUAAGCAGAAAUAGUCUCAUCUCUGGGAAUAUUGUUUUUUUUCCUUAACCCAAGUCUCACCAGUAUCAUUGAGUGGUACAUUUUUAAGAGACCAGUUUGGUGUGUGUUCUUUAUAUCCAAUGGAUUUUAAAUAUUUGUCUAAAAAAUCCAGAAGACUUUUUAAAAUCUGUCAAAAUGGGGACCCCAAUGAGCUAAACAGUAUACGUUCUGGUGAAAUGCCUUCUGGAGUAUUGUCCCAGGUUUUCUAUAUACGCGAGACAUAUGCAAUGAUCUUGUUAAAAAACAAAAGCUCCCUUAUCUUUGGCCAUUUCAAAUGGAUUAAACUCAGUUUGACAAUUCCAAAAGCAUGUCUAUCUUGGGGAUUACCUAUUGCUUCAGUGAGAGAAUUUUAUUUUGCCAGAUACAGAAGUUAAAACACAAUGCAAAUAAUUCAUAAACUUCCAUCUCUCUGCCAAAAUGCAGGCUAACAAAUCUGUCCUUUUUAAUCUUUAAUCAUCAAUAUGUAAAAUUCAUAUCACUUGAGCGCUAUUGCAACAUGCUCUAGUGUCUUGCCAUGAAGGAAUCCUUAACCCCUGGUACUAAGGGUUCCUUAGAUGAUUAUAUAUUUACACAUAUCAGUGUUGAAGUUUUAUUCAUCCCUUUAUGUCCCCCCAGUGGUGAACCCUUUUUUAAAAAAAGGCUUAAUCAGACUAGGCUUGCUCAGACAAAUUAUUUUGAAUUUGCUGUCAAAUUUUCAGGUUCAGAAAUGACAAGUUGCAUCAUUUAUAAUUGUUAAUGAGCCUUUAGGACAUCAGAACAAAGUAGCCCAUGAUUUAUUUUGAUUUGAAAUUAUUAGCCGUAAAACAGAGCGCAUUGGAUGGCUCUCUUCUCGUCUUUUGACGGCAGUAUGCAAUUUAUAUUGUGUGUGUGUGUGUGUGUGUGUCUAUAUAUAUAUAGAUAUAUAAAUGAACGCAGUCUGUCCAAAGUAUAUGUUAUACUUGUUUUUAGAUUAUAGUGCAACUGACUAUAUUGAUAUAUUAUUUAUUAAACUGAGUGCUGAAUCACCAUCUUACUGGUGAUGAAUCUUGAUAUUCUACAGGAGUGCAAUGUAUAUUCUUUAUAUUGCUGAGGUUUGAUUGCUGUGAUUUAAAAAAAAAAAAAACCUAACGUAUUUAUGAAUGACCCCAACAUAUAGAGAGUCAGUACUUUAUGAAUAUAAUUUCAUACUUGCCUGGGGCAAGUGAAAUAAAGCCUUAGGCAUUGACUGAGUAGUUUGCCAAACUAGUAGAAGGAGACUACCUUUGCUUUAUUUAAUAUUUUGUUUACCUAGCGGAAAAAUUUACUGUCAUUGAUAGCAGUGCUUAUAUUAAAACAGUUACAAAAGGGCCUGAGCAAGUCAAGUUUGAAUUAAUUUUCCCAUUGGGGAGUAAGUAAUUUCCAAAUAAUUGAUAUUAGCGUUCUAGCAAAUACUUCAUAAAUAUUUUGGUCAAGGAUUGAAUUACUUUAGAUCUAGUCAAUCAGUAUUAUAGAAAGCUGUAUAUUUCCAAAAACACAAUUACAUUAGCUAUCUUUAAAUAAAGAGUAGCCAAAGGUUUUGCUAGCCAACUCUGUUAAACACAGACUAUUGUAAGGAGAUUCUUUGGAGAUGGAAGUGCAUAAAAAUCAUGUUGUCAAAUCUCAUUUUUGAAGGAGUUUUGUCUGUGAUGCCAUUUUAAACUUAGCAGUGUUAGGAGGAAAGAGGAAGGGCAUCUAUAAAAAUAAGAGAUUUUUCUCAUUGUGAGAGUGCUAGAGCAAUGAACCUGGCCAGUUCAAAGACUAGACUUUGAGAUUGACAGCAUUCCCUCUUUCUGUGUUCCAAUAUUCAGCUGAGCUUCAGUUGAAUACACUGUUGAGCAGUUUGAAGUACUGCUGCAGAAUAGAGUUUAUAUAGGCUAUCCUCAUGUAAUAUUUUUUUACCCUGCUUUAAUUCCAUCUGGAAACUUAAUGGAAAUUCAUCCAUUCCAAUUGAUGUAACUCUCCAUAUUUAUUAAGAGUCAAUACUGGCAAAUUGAAGUGUUCUCAGUCUUUAAUUUAGAUAUAACCUUAGUAAAUCAUGCAGUUAGGUACACAUAAGUAUUGUAGUCCAUAUUUUUUUGGCUGCAUUGGCAUUAAAUAUCUGAAAGUUCAACUACAAGGACCAGACAUGACUUUUGCAAGCACAGUUACUGACAUUUGUAUCUUGUCCCCCUUUUAAAUGGUUUGAGGAAAUUUUGUAUAUGGAGGAUAAAGUGCUUAUAUAUUUAUUAAAGAUCCUUUAUCUUAUUUGAAAUUUAUUAUUAUUUGGUGAAGAAGGGUUUUUUUCUUUGGAGGAGGGUUGAGUAGGGCAGAGGAAGGUAACUUUAACCUAUUGCUUCAAAGCCCUGGUUAAUCAUGCAGAAAGGUACUGUUAAUGACAGGAUGUCUCUAUCUUAUGCUUUGUACAUGACAAAUCCAUGUCUUACAUUUUGUUUCUAGGCAUCGGUUUUCAACCAAAACUUACAAAAAACAAAAAAACUGUGAUUUUAUUUGUUGCAAUACGUUUGAAAUAUCAAAGGGUACUUUGGGGCUCAAAAUUAGGAUUUUUAAGUCAGUAUGUGCAUUUCACGUAAUAAAGCUGUUAAUGGUGAGCAAAGUAUUAUAUACUAACUAGAUUUUUCCACAUCUGUAUAGUAUAUUCUAUGUAUUUUGUGGUAUUGAGAUUAUAGAAAGUUUAGUGUCUGAAACAUGCGUUUAAUGUGUAUUUUUAAACAAAUUUAUGGCAAUUAAAAUAUUUGGAGAAAAGGGUAUCACAUUUCAAUUUGUAAAGAUCUUUUUAACUACCGUGUCAUUAAAAUGCUUUGUACAAUGCAAAAUGUAAUGUAACUGGAGAAACUAAGUUUAAUAAAUAUGAAAUAGAUUUUCUGUAUUAAA
This is a messenger RNA of Pelodiscus sinensis (Chinese soft-shelled turtle), 8867 nucleotides long. NCBI's taxonomy places the organism in Eukaryota, Metazoa, Chordata, Testudines, Trionychidae. The record is from RefSeq and is a predicted model, not a curated record.